AAUCGAAGUUGGAACUUCCCCAGCUUGGGGUACCUAAUUCGCCGAACAUCUGUUCUCAUGACCAUGAUAGGUUAUCCCGCAGAUUCUCCGUGCUUGUGUUCUCAGAGCCAUUUGUACCUGUAUGAACGGGCAUAAAAACCGGACGGACCCUGAGGUUGGGUUAGGCCUUACCCACCUGCGUUUUCACCACGAUGGGGCUAUUCUAUCAUGUUUUCAUAGCCGCCUUCUCAUCUAUUGGUGCUUUUCUAUUCGGAUAUGACAGUGGGAUUAUUUCAUCCGUCAUAACAAUGGACAAGUAUUUGGACAGGUUUGGAAGCGAUGCAGACAUCACAGGAGCAGUAGUUUCUACGUUUAACGGUGGUUGCUUUUUUGGGGCCAUGCUUGCGGGAUGGGCGAGUGAUAAGAUAGGAAGGAAACGUUCUAUUCAGCUGGGAUCCGUCUUUUCGAUGUGGGGAAGCGCGAUGCAGUGUGGAGCAAGUAAUGUCGCCACGCUCCUUGUCGGGCGUAUAAUAGGCGGAUUUGCUAUAGGGAUACUCUCAAUGACUGUGCCUUUGUACAAUACUGAAAUAGCGCCCCCGAAGAUUCGUGGGCUGCUUGUUGGCUGCACUCAGCAACUGAUCGGAUUUGGAUUUAUUGCCGCUAACUGGGUCGGUUACGGUUGUCAGUUCAUUGAUUCGGAUGUUAGCUGGCGUUUGCCUUUGGGGCUUCAACUUGUACCAGCGGCUUCGCUCUUCAUUGGAAUACAGUUCUUGCCGUUUAGCCCUAGAUGGCUUUUAGAAGUUGGCCGAGACGAUGAGGCACGCGAAGUAGUGUACAAGCUCUAUGGCGCCGAAACCCCAGAACUGAAGGAGAAGGCGGACAAGGAAUACUCGGAGAUGUAUGACACCAUCAAAGCCGAAGUGUUUGUACGAAGCAGGAAUAUCAAGGACCUGUUUGCCACGUCUGCGAUGACUCGGCGAACGUUGGUUGCCUGUGGCGUACAGAUAUUCGGGCAGUUCACGGGUAUCAAUGUCAUCAAUUACUUUGGCCCACGAAUGUACGAAAGUUUGGGUAUCACCGGAAACGACAAACUUCUUAUACAAGGCAUCUACGGAGCUGUUGGACCCAUUGCCAACUUCUUCUUCAUCGUUUUCAUUCUGGAUCUGGUUGGGCGGAAAAAGCCUCUUCUAUUUGGAGCCGGAAGUUUUGUUUGCACGUUCUCUAUCCUCGCUGCGAUUGUGGCUACCAAUCCGCCUACUCCUGAGGACAAUCCUAACGCAUGGCCGGUGAACCACAAUGCUCAGAGAGCCGGAAUCGCUAUGAUUUUCUUGACCAGUAUCGUUUUUUCACUGAGCUUCGGGCCCGUUAGUUGGGUCUUGGCUUCAGAAGUAUUCCCCACUCGCGUUAGGUCAAUUGGAACAAGUGUCGCCACAUGUUGCAAUUGGGCUUUCAACGUCCUAUUCAGUCAAGUCUCCACACUAGCUUUGGAAGAUAUCGGCUGGAAGUACUAUAUGGUUUUUGUCUGCCUCAACUUUGUCGAGUUCUUCGUCAUCCUAUUUCUGUUUCCAGAAACUAAAGGAAAAACACUAGAGGAGAUGAACGAAGUAUUUGGUGACAAGAUAGAUUCACGCAAAGUCCUCGAUGAUCAUCAUAUGCCAUCUGGUGACGAUAAGGAUCAUCACGUUGAUUUUGAAGAGAAAUUGACAGUAGCUCACUAACGUCUGAAGUGUACAUGUUUCCUAAUGAAAAUGAGAUAAUUUUGUUCAUCACCUUG
This is a messenger RNA of Desarmillaria tabescens, 1753 nucleotides long. Its product is annotated as general substrate transporter. Gene Ontology annotation, molecular function: carbohydrate:proton symporter activity. Gene Ontology annotation, biological process: transmembrane transport; carbohydrate transport. The transcript has 16 exons. Gene Ontology annotation, cellular component: membrane. Lineage: Eukaryota; Fungi; Basidiomycota; Agaricomycetes; Agaricales; Physalacriaceae. The coding region runs from base 192 to 1697 and encodes 501 amino acids. The record is from RefSeq and is a predicted model, not a curated record.